This is a messenger RNA of Macaca mulatta (Rhesus monkey), 5223 nucleotides long. It is a transcript of the gene SH2D3C, whose product is annotated as SH2 domain containing 3C. Gene Ontology annotation, biological process: positive regulation of peptidyl-serine phosphorylation; small GTPase-mediated signal transduction. The record is from RefSeq and is a predicted model, not a curated record. NCBI's taxonomy places the organism in Eukaryota, Metazoa, Chordata, Mammalia, Primates, Cercopithecidae. Gene Ontology annotation, molecular function: guanyl-nucleotide exchange factor activity; phosphotyrosine residue binding.
CACCUGUAAUCCCACCUACUUGGGAGGCUGAGGCAGGAGAAUUGUUUGGACACGGGAGGCGGAGGUUGCAGUCAGCCAAGAUCGCGCCAUUGCACUCAAGCCUGGGCGAUGGAGUGAGACUCCGUCUCAACAACAACAGCCAAGAGCAUGAGGGAGGGAACCCAGGGGAUGUCUGGAGGAAAAUAUUCCAGGCAGCGGGAAUAGGAAGUGCAAAGACCCUGAGGUGGGGCGGGGGAGAUGAAGCAGCGCGGGUGAGGAGGAAUGUCAUGGGCCAUGAGGUCAGUGUGCAAGGCUGUUUCCAAGACCUUGGCUCUUACUGUAAGUGAAGCUGGGGGCCACGCAAGUGGGUUGGAGCAGAGGAAAGCUGUGAUCUGACUUGCAUUUGAACAGUACUGCUGUGGCUGCUGUGCGGGGAGAAUAGGUCGCAGGGACACAGAUGGAGGCAGGGAGGCCAGGGGGAGGUGGUGGUGAUAGUCCAGGCAAGUGAUGGUAGCAGAUCGUAACUGGGCAUGGUCAUUGUGUCUUGGACAUGUCAGAGUGUUGUAGCGCCACCCUAUGGUGAGGCCAUGGGGUGGAAGAGUGGCCCCAGAGCCUCAGCUUCCCUGACCUGGGCCUCUGCCCUAAGCACCCCUAUAGGCUCUGGCCACCCUAGUCAGGCCUGAUCUCUUGUGCAGGAACCCUGUCUCCAAGGCUCUACCCCUGUUCCAGAGCCCGAGGGGAAGUACAGGAAGCAGGAGGAAGCGCUGGGUUGAUCCAGUGUCCUGGCCGAUUUGUUCCCAGCAGUGGGAGGAUUUCCGGGCCUGAAUAGCAGGAAAUGUUGGGAUGGGACGCCUCACCCGGGAAGAGUGGGCGGAGGUGGAUGGGGGAGGGGUCCCUACUGUAGCUCACUCCACUGCUGCUGGACAGAGAGCCCAAAAGCCUACUGUUGCUGGGCUGUAGCUUGAGGAACUGUGGUUGGAUACCAGCUAGGGCUUUCUAGGAGAGAAGAUUAGCGAUGAAGAAUCCUAGAAUGUUAGAACAGGGAGGGCUAUCAGACAACGUCUCAAGGAGGAGGAGCUUUUGGCCUUAGGAUUGGGGGAACCCACAAUUUUAUUUUUUAUCUCGGCUUCCUUUUUUUUUUAAAUAUGAAGCUCCUGUAUUUGAGGAGGUGGUCCAAUAUUUGACCUCCCCUCCCCAUUUUGCAGAUGGGAAGGCUGAGGCCUUUCUUAGCCAGAAAACCUGGGCCCAACCUAACAAAAUUAAUGAUGACAGCGAUUAACAAUUAACAUUGACUGUUUACUAUUCAUGCAUCCCUUUAAGCAAUAUUGCUUUCUUUCAACCUCUUCUUCUUGGGUUCAAGUGAUUCUCUUGCCUCAGCGUCCCAAGUAACCGGGAUUACAGGCGUUCGCUGCCACACCCGGCUAAUUUUUCUUUAAGCAAUAUUUCUUGAGCUCCUGCAGGCACUAUGUUGGGGACUGGGUCUCAAUGGUGAAUUAGACAAAGUCAACACUUUCAUAAGGGCAUCAGAUAAUUAAGUCAGCAAUUAAAUAUAAAGUGGCCAUUUCAGGCAGAAAUUGCAAAAAUUGAAAAUAAAGUAGGAUUGGGAACACAGAGUGAAGAAACGAGGGACUAUUCGAGGUGGGGAGGUCAGGGAAGGCUUCUCCAAAGAGGUGACAUUAAGCAAAGCCCUGAAUAAAGAGGGAGGAGGGACAAGCUUCAUGAAGCCCUUGGGGAAGAGCAUUCCACGCAGAGGGAACAGCAAGAGCGAAGGCCCUGUGGCCGGAACAAGUUGCCAAGGAGGGUGGGGCAGAGGCAGAAUAAGGGACAGGAGGUGCAAGGGAGACAGGCUGGAGAGGUGGCGGGGUGGCUGUUGGGUACCAGCAGGCCACACAGGACCUUGUGGGUUAGGGAACAGAUGAGCCAAUUUUUGCCUGUUUUUCUGGCAUAAUCAUGGUACCCUCUUUAUUCUUGCAAAGGAAGAAAAGUUCUGGUUUGGAUGAUAAAUUGCACGGCCGCAGAGAGGAGUUUAGAUUGUGUUCUUCUAGAGAUGGGAGCCGGUGAAAGGCUGAGGAUGGUGUGUGUGCCAUGAUCUGCUUAGGUUGUAAGCUUGGGCGCCUUCUGGUCUCAGGGCAGAAGCUGACUGUGGGUGAGAGUGGACAUGGAGCCCGAGGGAAGGCUCCUCUGCUCCACCGGAGACACGAGGGUGGCCCUACUGUGGGGACGGGGUGGACAUGCGGAGAAGAUUCUGACGGUGGAGCGGCAGGAUUUCCUGCUGGACUGGGUGUGGAGCUGAAUGGAAGAGAAGGGGCACAAAGGACCAUAUGGUUUUUGGCUAAAGUGGCAGGAAAGAGGAAACUGACAUCAGCUGAGCUGGGGAAGAUGGGGAGGGGGCGGGGUGGAGCCACAGUUCUGCUUUGGAUACAACAAGUUGGAGAUAGCCUUCAGAUAUCCAAGGGGAGGCGUCCAGGAGGUAGUUGGGUUUCCAAGUCUGGGGAUGGAGGGGCAGGUCUAGGCUGCCUGAGGGUAGGGGUAGCAUUUAAGGCAGUGCAGUUGGGGGGAGUGGUUCAUGGUGGCCCUCAGGAAGCAGGAAGGAAAAAUAGCCACCUCUGGCCUCUGGUCGCUCCAGGCUCUCCACUCUGGGGGCGGAAUCAAUUCCGCAGCCCUCUAGCACCGGCAGUGGCUCCGCAGUGUGCUUGGCAGUGGCCGUGACUAGGUCACUCUACCCUAGGAAGUGAGCGCAGGGGCUGCUGGAGAGCCGGAGGCUGGCGGCGACUAUGUGAAGUUCUCCAAGGAGAAGUACAUCCUGGACUCAUCGCCAGAGAAACUCCACAAGGAAUUGGAGGAGGAGCUCAAACUCAGUAGCACGGAUCUCCGCAGCCAUGCCUGGUACCAUGGCCGCAUCCCCCGAGAGGUCUCAGAGACCUUGGUACAACGCAAUGGCGACUUCCUCAUCCGGGACUCGCUCACCAGCCUGGGCGACUAUGUGCUCACGUGCCGCUGGCGCAACCAGGCCUUGCACUUCAAGAUCAACAAGGUGGUGGUGAAGGCAGGCGAGAGCUACACACACAUCCAGUACCUGUUUGAGCAGGAGAGCUUCGACCAUGUGCCCGCCCUUGUGCGCUAUCAUGUGGGCAGCCGCAAGGCUGUGUCAGAGCAGAGUGGUGCCAUCAUCUACUGCCCGGUGAACCGCACCUUCCCACUGCGCUACCUCGAGGCCAGCUAUGGCCUGGGACAGGGGAGUAGCAAGCCCGCCAGCCCUGUCAGCCCCUCAGGCCCCAAGGGCAGCCACAUGAAGCGGCGCAGCGUCACCAUGACCGACGGGCUCACUGCGGACAAGGUCACCCGCAGCGAUGGCUGCCCCACCAGUACGUCACUGCCCCGCCCUCGGGACUCCAUCCGCAGCUGUGCCCUCAGCAUGGACCAGAUCCCGGACCUGCACUCACCCAUGUCGCCCAUCUCCGAGAGCCCUAGCUCCCCUGCCUACAGCACUGUAACCCGUGUCCAUGCCGCCCCUGCAGCCCCUUCUGCCACAGCACUGCCUGCCUCCCCUGUCACCCGCCGUUCCAGUGAGCCCCAGCUGUGUCCCGGAAGUGCCCCAAAGACCCAUGGGGAGUCAGACAAGGGCCCCCACACCAGCCCCUCCCACACCCUCUGCAAGACCUCCCCGUCACCGUCACUCAGCAGCUACAGUGACCCGGACUCUGGCCACUACUGCCAGCUCCAGCCUCCCGUGCGUGGCAGCCGAGAGUGGGCAGCAGCUGAGGCCUCCAGCCGGCAGGCCAGGAGCUAUGGGGAGAAGCUAAAGGAACUGUCAGAAAAUGGGGCCCCCGAGGAGGACUGGGGCAAGACCUUCACCGUCCCCAUCGUGGAAGUCACUUCUUCCUUCAACCCGGCCACCUUCCAGUCACUACUGAUCCCCAGGGAUAACCGACCACUGGAGGUGGGCCUUCUGCGCAAGGUCAAGGAGCUGCUGGCAGAGGUGGAUGCCCGGACACUGGCCCGGCAUGUCACCAAGGUGGACUGCCUGGUUGCUAGGAUACUGGGCGUUACCAAGGAGAUGCAGACCCUAAUGGGAGUCCGCUGGGGCAUGGAACUGCUCACCCUCCCCCAUGGCCGGCAACUACGCCUAGACCUGCUGGAAAGGUUCCACACCAUGUCCAUCAUGCUGGCCGUGGACAUCCUGGGCUGCACUGGCUCUGCGGAGGAGCGGGCAGCACUGCUGCACAAGACCAUUCAGCUGGCGGCAGAGCUGCGGGGGACUAUGGGCAACAUGUUCAGCUUCGCGGCGGUCAUGGGUGCCCUGGACAUGGCCCAGAUUUCUCGACUGGAGCAGACAUGGGUGGCCCUGCGGCAGCGACACACAGAGGGUGCCAUCCUGUACGAGAAGAAGCUCAAGCCUUUUCUCAAGAGCCUCAACGAGGGCAAAGAAGGCCCGCCGCUGAGCAACACCACGUUUCCUCAUGUGCUGCCCCUCAUCACCCUGCUGGAGUGUGACUCGGCCCCACCCGAGGGCCCUGAGCCCUGGGGCAGCACGGAGCAUGGCGUGGAGGUGGUGCUGGCCCACCUGGAGGCUGCCCGGACAGUGGCACACCACGGAGGCCUGUACAACACCAAUGCUGAGGUCAAGCUGCAGGGGUUCCAGGCCCGGCCGGAGCUCCUGGAGGUAUUCAGCACGGAGUUCCAGAUGCGCCUCCUCUGGGGCAGUCAGGGUGCCAGCAGCAGUCAGGCCCGGCGCUAUGAGAAGUUCGACAAGGUCCUCACUGCCCUGUCCCACAAGCUGGAGCCUGCCGUCCGCUCCAGCGAGCUGUGAUCCCAGGGACGUUUCCCCUCUGCAGCUGCGGACAGCGUCAGGGGCAGAGGGGGCACAAACCUUUCCCCAGAGCACCCCAAGGACACUGUGAUCAACCCGAGAAUGUUCUGGGUUCAACUCAAGCAUCUCCCUUGCACCUCCAGGGUCCUGCGUGGACCCUGGGUUCCAUCCCACCUGCUACACGCUCACCAGGUCUCCGUUGAGGAAGAACAGGAACGCCGGUUCCCCCACCAGCUUUUGCUGCUCCCCUUCCUGCUGGGGUUCCCUGUUUUCGAGCCACGGGAGGCAGGCUGCUCACGCCUCCUCACUCUCCGUCUGUCCCUCACCCACACCAAGGCCUCCGUCUCACUGUAAAUAAGUCUCUGUGUUCUCUGUAAAUAGAUGUACAGAAGCCAUGUUAUUUCUUUCAUAUAAUAAACUUUUAUGACUCUUUA